Molecule: messenger RNA, 1300 nt
Organism: Drosophila willistoni
Lineage: Eukaryota; Metazoa; Arthropoda; Insecta; Diptera; Drosophilidae
Gene: Cdc10
Product: cyclin-dependent kinase 10
Exons: 5
Coding region: 100-1269 (389 amino acids)
Biological process (GO): regulation of mitotic cell cycle; protein phosphorylation
Cellular component (GO): nucleus
Molecular function (GO): cyclin-dependent protein serine/threonine kinase activity; ATP binding
Source: RefSeq, a predicted model, not a curated record
GGAAACUAGCGCCAUCUCUUGUCGGUGGUCCGAAGUAACCGGCUCAGUCUUCUUAAAGAUAACAAUUUUAAUUGAUAAACAAAAUAAGGAUUAAAUGCGAUGUCCAGUCGCAAAUCAAAUGAAUUGGAGGCCAACCCGGCUCCUGAUCCUCAGGCUCCUAUCACCCGAAAAGGUUUUCUUAUGUCCCUGAAUACAGGGCAACCUUUGGCCAUUCCAGAUUGCAAUGUGUAUGGAAGCUGUCGUCCUGUGGCUGAGUUCGAGAAACUAAACCGUGUGGGCGAAGGCAGCUACGGCAUAGUUUAUCGAGCUCGCGAUACACGCAACAAUGAAAUUGUAGCCCUUAAAAAGGUGCGCAUGGAUCAGGAAAAAGAUGGUCUUCCUGUGAGUGGUCUUCGAGAGAUUAUGAUCCUUAAGCAAUGCAAACAUGAGAAUAUUGUACAAUUGCGCGAAGUGGUGGUGGGCAAGAGCCUUGAUAGUAUAUUCCUGGUAAUGGACUUCUGUGAACAGGACUUGGCAUCUGUUUUGGACAAUAUGCCGCAGCCGUUUACAGAAUCGGAGGUUAAGUGCAUUACUCUACAAGUGCUGCGCGCCCUAAAAUAUAUGCAUGCUCGAUAUAUAAUCCACCGUGACCUAAAGGUAUCCAAUUUACUGAUGACCGACAAGGGUUGCAUCAAAGUGGCUGACUUUGGAUUGGCUCGUUUGUAUUGUAAUCCUCCAAAGCCUAUGACUCCACAAAUGGUUACCUUGUGGUACAGGGCGCCAGAACUAUUGCUGGGAUCUCGUACCUAUACGGCAGCUGUAGAUAUGUGGGCUUUUGGAUGUAUUCUUGGAGAGCUGUUGAUCGGUAAACCUUUGCUGCCGGGCAACUCUGAGAUUGCUCAACUAGACUUGAUAAUUGAAUUGCUGGGAGCGCCCUCAAAAUCCAUUUGGCCAGGAUUUACAGAACUGCCAGCUUUACAGAAUUUUACUCUUAGCCAGCAGCCAUAUAAUAAUUUAAAAAGUAAAUUCCAAGCUCUACGUCCAGCAGGCAGAGGUCUUUUGAAUCUCCUUUUUAUUUACAAUCCCAGUACGAGGGCUACAGCCGAGGAGUGCUUAAAUAGCAAAUACUUUGUAGAGCCACCGCAGGCCUGUGAUCCCCGCAUGAUGCCCACAUUUCCACAACAUCGUAACUCGUUGACGACAAACGCACAACCGCAGCCGCCACCACCGGCGGAAAUACCAAUUUCUGAUCUACUUAAUGUGUUUAUAAAAAGGCAACGCUUAGAUUAAAACAAUAUAAAUGUAUUUAUUAUGCAAUCUA